GAUAAAACCUCUUCUGCCUGUAAGAAAAAAAAAGAAAGGAAUAAAAAAAAUGUCCGCCUCCCAUCAUCAGGAAGACCCUCAAAUCUCGUUCAACUCUUUGUACUGCGUGGAAGAACAUUGUCUAUGGGACAGUGAAGAUUCAGUUUUGCACACCAACUGCUUGAUAAAAGGCCGAGGUGAAAAGAAGAGCCUUAUUGUGGAGUUUCUGGAGCAGGACCUCUGGGAAGAUGAUGAGUUGAGGUUGUUACUCGUCAAAGAGCAAGAAAAAGAACCGCCACGUGGCUUUGAGGGAAAUCCGUUUCUGGUGAAGGCCAGGGUUGAGGGGGUGGAGUGGAUGCUCAAGGUCGUUGGGCACUAUUCCUUCUCUGCCCUCACUGCGGUUCUUGCAGUUAGCUAUCUUGAUAGGUUUUUAUGCGGGUUUGAGUUUCACGGAGAGAAAAGGCCAUGGGUGACUCAGCUAGCUGCUGUGGCUUGCCUGUCUCUUGCUGCUAAAGUUGAGGAGACUCAAGUUCCUCUACUUUUGGACCUCCAAGUGGAGGAUCCUAAGUACGUGUUUGAGCCUAAGACGAUUCAGAGAAUGGAGAUUUUGGUUCUUUCUACCCUUCAAUGGAGGAUGAACCCUGUUACUCCACUCUCCUUUCUUGAGUACAUUGCGAGGAGCCUAAAAGUCAAAGACCAUUUUCGCAAGGAGUUUCUGAGGAGAUGCGAGUGCCUGCUUGUUUCUGUGAUUUCUGACUGUAGAUUCAUGUGCUAUUUGCCUUCUGCAUUAGCUACUGCUAUAAUGGUGUAUGUCAUUAGCAGCCUUGAGCCUUGUGUUUUUGUGGAAUAUCAAGAUCAACUACUGGGCAUUCUUGGAAUCAACAAGGACAAGGUAGAGGAUUGCUGCAUGAUAGUACAAGAAGUGGCCACAAGUGUUGACUUUGUUACAGGCAGGAAGAGAAAAUUUGGAUCAAUGCCUGAGAGCCCAAAAGCAGUGGUAGAUGUGUCUUUCAGCUGUGAUGAUACCUCAAAUGAGUUGUGGGGACUUGAUUCUAGCCCAACUGCAGCUUCAGUUUCCUCAUCACCACAGCCUCUGUCCAAGAAAAUCAAGUCUCAAGGACAAGAGGAGAGCCCAAACUAAGAGAGUGCAAUUUUCUGAUAUAAAGAUUUAUAUUAAAAAUAGACUAUGUAGGUCAAUGUCAUCUAUAUAUAUAUUAUAUGGGGUUGAAUAAAAUGAUUUGUAUGAGAUCUCUAAUGCCAAAUGCCAAACCAUCUUUGCAUUUGAAUACAAAUCCCACCCAUUCAAAGUCAGAGGAUCAUAUGGUAAAAUGGGACCUUGGUAAUGUAAUGAUCACAUGCAGACAGUGCAUAUUUUUGUUUCACAAGAGAUUGGUGGGGUAUAUUNCCCUUAUUGGUCCACAUCUUUUUUUGUUAGUACAAUAGGAUUUUCAGACUGUUUCAGUUUUUUUUUUUU
Molecule: messenger RNA, 1453 nt
Organism: Striga asiatica
Lineage: Eukaryota; Viridiplantae; Streptophyta; Magnoliopsida; Lamiales; Orobanchaceae
Source: the annotation of a GenBank genome assembly